Pyricularia grisea is the source of this 1345-nucleotide messenger RNA. RefSeq lists its product as uncharacterized. The coding region runs from base 505 to 1098 and encodes 197 amino acids. The record is from RefSeq and is a predicted model, not a curated record. Lineage: Eukaryota; Fungi; Ascomycota; Sordariomycetes; Magnaporthales; Pyriculariaceae. Gene Ontology annotation, cellular component: membrane; mitochondrion; cytoplasm. The transcript has 4 exons.
CUGUUGAGAUGCACGAUGAUACACAGUGCUCUUACAAUCCCAAAUGGACUGAACGCACUGGCUUCCGACGGUGAUCACACACCAAAAAUACCACACCACGUAGCAAAGACGAGCAAAACAAGAUACAAACCGACCGUAGAGACGCUGGGCCAUUGGAAAUCCUGGAGGCAGUGGUAGAUCAUUCCGGUGCAAAGAAUCGCAUCGCUUUCAUUCGUCCUAUUUCCCAUUGUUUUCUUGAAUGCUGAUAGCGAUCGCAGUGAAAUCCCGAUUCUGAACCCGGUCAAAUUUCUUAUCUUCACUAGGGUCCCUCCCUCCCCUCGUGAUCUACAUCUACUACGUGGUAAAACGCUCGAAUUGAAUUCAAUCUUGAUUGUUUCUAUUUCCAGAUACUUCAAGUUCCAUUCUUGAUUUCCCUGCUAGAAACUUGCACACAAGUGGCAAGGCCGGGCGACGAACACGAGCUGUAGGACAUCGGGGUUUCAAUCGGACAAGAACAUCAUCACCAUGGUGUUUGCGUGGUACCAAGCAAGGCUCGCAGCCCGGCCGCUCCUCACCCAGAGCAUCACGACAGCAGUGCUGUUUGCCACGGGAGAUAUCACGGCCCAGCAGCUGGUCGAAAAGAGGGGCCUUGAGAAGCAUGACUUUGUCCGUACCGGGCGCAUGUUUGCCUAUGGCGGUAUAAUUUUUGGACCCGCGGCAACUACUUGGUUCGGCAUCCUGCAGCGCCGAGUGGUGCUCAAGAACGCCAAUGCCACGAUCCUGGCCCGCGUCGCCGUCGACCAAAGCCUUUUCGCGCCCACCUUUGUCGGAGUCUUCCUCAGCUCAAUGGCCAUCUUGGAGGGCACAAGCCCACAGGAGAAGCUCAAGACGACGUAUUUUACAGCUUUGACGUCCAACUACAUGCUGUGGCCGUUUGUCCAGCUGGUCAACUUCAAAUUCGUUCCGUUACAGCAUAGAGUGCUCUUUGUCAAUGUCAUCUCCAUCGGCUGGAACUGCUACUUGAGCUUCCUCAACAGCGGUGCGCCGAAUAAGAUUGAUGAGGUCAUUGAAGAAGGGGAGGAGAAAGCUGAGGAACUGAUCGAAAAGGUCAAGAACUGAGGGAUAAUAAGAAUUCUACAGUGCCUGUGAUUUGGGAUACCUAUAAACAAUUAUGUAUGUGUAUCCUGAGUUUAAUUAGACUACCUAGACCCAGUUCUCUGCAGGUGCUUCCAAGAUGAUUGUUUAUUUUCAGCCCAUGGAAUUAUGCAAUAGCGAGGAUCAGGGAUACAACGCAUAACGUCAUUCACCUGUUCACGUAUUGCUAUUUAGGACAUUUAGUGAUCACCUUAAAUAGGAUGUUCGACAA